This is a messenger RNA of Linderina pennispora, 668 nucleotides long. RefSeq lists its product as uncharacterized. Bases 236 to 388 code for a protein of 50 amino acids. Lineage: Eukaryota; Fungi; Kickxellomycota; Kickxellomycetes; Kickxellales; Kickxellaceae. The transcript has 5 exons. The record is from RefSeq and is a predicted model, not a curated record.
CUAAGUGAAUCUGCGCUGACCCAGAACAUAGCAUGUGUUUCCCUCUGGUCGAGACAGGCUGGCUGAGGAUUCACCGUCGGGCGAGUAGUCCAGCUGGUGCUGUAGGAUCUGCCAAAAGCACUGGGCAUAUGCUCCACAGCAUCUUCUGAAGCUUUUCCGACAAUAUCGUGGUGGAUUUUUUACCACCGCACAGCAGCUAUUCGUGAGUCAAAAGCAGUGGAUGGACAGACGGUGUAUGGAUGAUUUGCUAAUAUAUAGGAGGGAGAGAUACUGCAAUUGGCACAAUGGUAACCGACCCAAGAACACCGAGGUUGGCUCAGAUAACAGCGGCCAUGCUGGCUUGGUUCAGGUCCUUGCAGAACUUGUAACAAAUGUCAAUAACCCUUAAAUCCGAAAUUUGGAAAGGUAUCAUGCGGUUCUUUUUCAAUAUGAAAACUACUUUUUUGUUAGAGAAUGAACGAGAUGAACUGGAUAUUCAUGAUUGAAUAGCUAGUCUUCGAAUUAGAGUAUAGAUACAGGAGUUGGAAUGUGAUGAAUUCGACUCUAUUCCAUUCGUGAACCAUGGCUUAAAUACCUGCCGUGGGGCUGAGGGUCGCGCGUUAGCCUCUUAUUUCAGGUUCUAUGCUCACGAUAUGAUUCCAGACAUGGUGGUUGAAAUGAGAAAACUC